This is a messenger RNA of Mercenaria mercenaria, 2920 nucleotides long. Its product is annotated as probable splicing factor, arginine/serine-rich 7. The coding region runs from base 155 to 2227 and encodes 690 amino acids. Lineage: Eukaryota; Metazoa; Mollusca; Bivalvia; Venerida; Veneridae. Gene Ontology annotation, cellular component: nucleoplasm. The transcript is spliced from 22 exons. The record is from RefSeq and is a predicted model, not a curated record. Gene Ontology annotation, molecular function: RNA binding.
GACAUACGGAAAACGUCGAGCGUUUUGGGGAAAAAUAACGAAAUUAAUGUUGGCGUGUCCGCCGGCAAAUAUUAUUCAUCUGUUUUGACAUAUAUCAUCUGUUUUUAUUGUUAAUUAUGUCUUGCAUUUACUAGGUAUUUCUAUUUAGAAAAAAAUGUCGGACAAAAUCGAAACGAAGGUUCUGCAGGUGUCGAAUAUCGCACCCAACGCUAGCAGAGACCAGAUGAAAACGCUCUUUAGCUACUUAGGCAAAAUAGAUGAAAUCGAGAUGUACCCUGCAGAGUCGUCAGAGCUUCAAGUUACUGCCAAAGUUUGCUAUGUGAAAUACGAUGACUGUACCAGUGUUGGAGUGGCCCUGCAUCUUACCAACACAGUCUUUAUUGACCGGGCUCUUGUUGUUAUACCUGUUAUGGAAGGUGAAAUUCCUGAUGAACAGUCUGCAUUACAAAGGGCACCAACUGCUGUAGCUGGGAUGUUACCUGGGCAACCUACAUGGCCCAGUAAUGUCAUGAGUCAGUUACAAAGUAUUGGUGGCUGUCAAGUGAUUAUCACCAAUGAUCCUAGAUUAACUGCCCUUGGAUUGUCACAGUAUCCUCCCUUGCCAAGUAACACAGAUCCCUCCAAGAUUGAAGAGAUCAGACGAACAGUUUAUGUGAGCAACCUUGACCCAGCUAUAAGUGGUGAGCAGAUCAUGACAUUUUUUGGUCAAAUUGGUGAGAUAAAGUACGUGCGGAUGGGAGGUGAAGAGGUUGAAGGCGGAAAAUGUGCAUACGUUGAGUUCACUGAUCAACGUUCUAUUGCCACAGCUCUAACAUACAACGGGGUCAUGUUUCAGGACAAGCCUUUAAGUGUUGCCCACUCCACAUCUGCUAUAGAUAAACCUAAGACGAAGAUGCAGGAGGCAGCUCAGAGGGAGAUUGAAGAAGCAAUGAAGAAAGUGAAGGAAGCACAGUCAUUGAUCACCGCUGCAGCAGAUUCAGGUGACUUGAACAUUGAUAAAGAAGUGUCAAAACUAGCUUCAAGCUUUGGCAGGAGUCGAUCAAGGUCUAGGUCACGUUCAAGACGAAGGCGAACUCGUUCUAGAUCAAGACGGAGGAGUAGAUCUAGGUCUCGUCAUCAUAGAUCACGUUCGAGGCGCAGGUCGAGAUCACGGAGAAGAUCAAGGUCUCGAAAGAGGUCAAGGUCAGGAUCAAGGAAAAAGAGGUCAAGUUCUAGGACUGCAGAGGCUGCUAAAGCUGUUAUUGGAAAGACGGAAGUACCUGUUCCGGUGUUUGGGAUAAGUGGACUGAAGAAGCCAGGGCCUGGAAUGCCCGGCGGACCAGGCACUGGGAGGAAAAGGUCAAGGUCAUCAUCAAGAAAACGAAGCGGAAGGUCAAGGUCACGAUCCAGAAGAAGAAGGUCAAGGUCUAGGUCGAGGAGAAGAAGAUCCAGGUCAAGGUCAAAGAACAAGGUGGUCAGGAGGAGGUCACACAGUAGGCCCAGAAGGUCAAGAAGCCGCAGGAGAAGUAGAUCCCGGCGUAGAUCUCGUUCCAGGAAGAGGUCUCGCUCUCGUUCUGCGUCACCCCCGAGGCUGAGACGUGAAGGAUCAUACAAAGGAUCCAGCAGUGUUGGCAAACCUACUGAAAACAGUUCAAAUCAUAGAAGUGUUGGCAAACCUACUGAAAACAGUUCAAAUCAUAGAAGUUCACCUGUGUCGAAAAGCAAGACGUCUGAUAGAAAGAGAUCAUCGAGCAGAGGUCGGAGCAGGUCACCAGUGAAGAAGAGCAGGAGAUCAAGAAGUAGGAGCAGAGGAAGAAAAAGUACAAAGAGCCGUCACCGCAGCAGAAGUUCUUCUCGUAAACGUAGGUCACGCUCGCGUAAAAGAUCAAGGUCUCGUAGCGGAUCUAGACACAGGUCAAGGAAGGAUAAGAAAAAGGAAAGAGAAAGAGAUCGGAGUAGAGACAGAGAAAAGAAAAAGAAACAUAAAGAGAAGGACAGAGACAGAGAAGAGAAGAAGGAAAACAAAGUUAAAAGAGAUUACGACGAGGAAGAAAAAAUCCUUUACGAAGAGGAAGAGAAAGCCCAGAAUAAUAGGAAGAGCAGCAGUGAUGAAGAUGAUGAUGAUGAGGAUGAUGAUAAAAGUAGAGGAAGUAGUCCGGAACCUAUACCGACACGUAUACAGACACGUAUAACAGCUAAUGUUGAUACAGAUGAUUUACAACAAGUUGAUAUGGACAUGAGUGAUUGAAAAACUUUAAAACUAUGACUUACGCUCUGAAUUAUUGUCUUAGUAAUAUUUUUCUAAUCAGAAAGGGGAAAUUGUUAUGAUUUAUGUUGUUGCUACUUUUCUGUAUGAAAGAUAUAGUCUGUUAAUUGAAGUAACAAGUAAAGACGAACAAAAGUUUAAGUAAGAGUAGAACUGAUCUUUUAUAAAUAAAUCUGUGAAAAUACACAGAAUGCAUGCUGGGCUGUAGGGAGCUAUUCAAAUAAAGUAAAACUAUGUUGAUAUGAACAGAGGUAAGCAAGCUUCAUGAUUAUCAGAGCCAUGAGUUACGGUAUGAUUGUAAAUUUUGGUCUGUUCACUGGGAGCAGAAUUAUGCUGUUAAAAAUAUGUAGAAUGUAAAUUUGAAGUAGCAAGUUAGGAAUUUAUAACAGAAUUUUAAGUAAGGACACAACAAGUUGUAAAGUUUAAAGAUUAAAUUUCUCUGAUUGUUACAUUCAGCAGAUAUGAAAGUAAGAGAAAAUAUUUGCAGAUAAAGUGGCAUAUAAUCAAAUAGAUGUUGUUUCUUUACAAUGUCUAUAAGAUUUUUUUAGCAUAUUCAUAUUGUGUUGACAAUGUAAUGGCUGUUCUGUUCUGUUUUGUUCUGUCUUUAAUUGGAUUAGGCUUUGCUUUACAUAUUAAAUGAACAAGCAUAAAUUGACCAAUAAAAUUGCAACUGUG